Messenger RNA from Eublepharis macularius, 1859 nucleotides. RefSeq names its product SMAD family member 6 (gene SMAD6). Gene Ontology annotation, molecular function: I-SMAD binding; transcription regulator inhibitor activity. Gene Ontology annotation, cellular component: heteromeric SMAD protein complex. Lineage: Eukaryota; Metazoa; Chordata; Lepidosauria; Squamata; Eublepharidae. The coding region runs from base 82 to 1488 and encodes 468 amino acids. Gene Ontology annotation, biological process: transforming growth factor beta receptor signaling pathway; BMP signaling pathway; cell differentiation. The transcript has 4 exons. The record is from RefSeq and is a predicted model, not a curated record.
GUCCGCCUCAUGCGGCGCGUCUUGGGCAGGAUCUGACCCGGAGCCAGCGCCGGCCAGCAGCUCCGCGCCCGGGAGACUCGUAUGUUCAGGUCCAAACGGGCCGGGCUCGUGCGGCGCCUUUGGAGAAGCCGGGUCCUCUCCGACAGGGGCGGCGGCGGCGGAGGGGAUGGCGGCGGCGGCAGCCUCCGCGGGAGCCAUGAGCCAGGCGGCGACGGGAGCCCGGCCGGCGAGGGGCCAGCGGUGAGCCGCCGAGGCGCCGUCCGGGAGCCGGCCGCGGGAGAGCGGCCCAUGGCGCACGGCGAGGGCGACCCUCCGGCAGCCCCCGAGGUGGCGGAGGCGGAGGAGGGCUGCGGCGGCGCCGGCGAGAGGCCGUGGCGGGCGCAGGAGAGCGACGGCAAGACGGUGACCUGCUGCCUCUUCACGGAGCGGGAGCCCGACGGCGCCUCCUCGGCGGCCCGGGAGCUGCUCGCCCGGGAAGGGCGCUGCGGACUGGCGCUGCUGGAGCAGGAGCUCAAGGCCGCCACCUACGCGCUGCUCAAGCGCCUCAAGGAGCGCGCCCUCGACAGCCUCCUGGAAGCCGUCGAGUCCCGCGGGGGAAUGCCCAGCGGCUGCGUCCUGGUCUCCCGCGCCGAGGCACGCCUGGGCGGCCCGGCGGCCCCGCCGCACCUCCUGCUCGGCAAGCUCUUCCGCUGGCCGGAUCUCCAGCACCCGGCCGAGCUGAAGCCCCUGUGCGAGUGCCGGAGCUUCGGCCUGCCCGACGGCCCCACCAUGUGCUGCAACCCCUACCACUUCAGCAGGCUGUGCGGGCCAGAAUCUCCACCCCCUCCUUAUUCUCGGCUAUCUCCAAGUGAUGAACCCAAGCCGCUGGAUCUUUCCGAUUCCACGUUGUCCUACACUGAAACGGAGGCUACGAACUCUCCCAAUAUCACACCCGGAGAAUUCUCAGAUGCAAGCAUAUCACCGGACAUGAUUAAACAAAGCCACUGGUGCAACGUUGCCUACUGGGAGCAUCGGACUCGUGUGGGACGCCUCUAUACCGUGUACGAACAAUCUGUCAGUAUAUUUUAUGACCUACCUCAAGGAAACGGCUUCUGCCUCGGACAGCUUAACCUGGAGAACAGGAAUGAGACUGUCCGGAGGACUCGAAGUAAAAUCGGCUAUGGGAUUUUGCUCAGCAAAGAACCAGACGGCGUGUGGGCGUACAACCGCAGCGAACACCCGAUUUUCGUCAACUCCCCAACGCUGGACAUUCCCAACUGUCGGACUCUGAUUGUGCGCAAAGUGAUGCCGGGCUACUCGAUCAAGGUUUUUGAUUAUGAGAAGUCUUGUCUCUUACAGCACACCACUGACUUGGAGUACCCAGAUGGGCCUUAUGACCCAAACAGCGUCCGGAUUAGUUUUGCCAAAGGAUGGGGACCUUGCUACUCGAGACAGUUCAUCACUUCUUGCCCGUGUUGGCUAGAAAUUUUGCUCCGCAACAACAGAUAGCUGUUGGCCUUUGAGGAGGAGAGCCGCCACAGAAUACAGACAGUCACCAAAUAUCAUCUACCUAGAUUUAAUAUAAAGUUUUAUAUAUUAUAUGAAAAUAUAUAUUAUACUUGUAAUUAUGGAGUCAUUUUUACAAUGUAAUUAUUUAUGUAUGGUGCAAUGUGUAUAUGGACAAAAAACGGAAAAUGCACUUUGGCUUAUAAGUCUUUUUCAAUACAGAUUUUUUUAAAAAGAGGGGAAAAAACUAUACAGCAAAUAUUGGAAUAGCACCAUAAUAUAGCUGUAUAGUUUUUUUAAAAAAAAAGACAAAUACCCAGACAAAAAGCUAAUACCAGUCACUCACUCAUUGAUAAUAAAGUAUUUGCAUUAUA